Haemorhous mexicanus (house finch) is the source of this 3009-nucleotide messenger RNA. It is a transcript of the gene DNAJC27, whose product is annotated as DnaJ heat shock protein family (Hsp40) member C27. Gene Ontology annotation, biological process: cellular response to misfolded protein. The record is from RefSeq and is a predicted model, not a curated record. Gene Ontology annotation, molecular function: GTPase activity; GTP binding; Hsp70 protein binding. NCBI's taxonomy places the organism in Eukaryota, Metazoa, Chordata, Aves, Passeriformes, Fringillidae. Bases 462 to 2498 code for a protein of 678 amino acids. Gene Ontology annotation, cellular component: endoplasmic reticulum membrane. The transcript has 4 exons.
CCCAUGGCAGCCUGGGCAGCGUCGUCUGCGCCAACAAGGUCUGGAAUUCCAGGAAUUCCAGGAAUUCUGGGAAUUCCCGAGACCUUCCAGGGUUUUUUUUCCAGGCCCACGGGGUCCUAAGGGAUGGGAAUUGUCAGAAUUCUGGAGAUUCCGGAGCUGUUCCUGGAGCUCGGGUCCCAACUGGUUCCUCCAGGAUUGAAAUUCCAGGAAUUCUGGAAGUUUCUGGGCAUUCCAGAACCAUUCCCAGGGUUUUAUUCAGACUGGAUCCUGUGGGAUUGGAAUUCUGGAAAUUUCCGGAAUUCCAGAGAUGUUCCCAGGGUUUUUUCCAGGCUGGAUCCAGAGAGUUGGGAAUUGUGGGAACGUUGGGAAUUCUGGAGAGGUUCUGGGGUUUGUUCCAGGCUGGGCCCGCACGGCAGCCUGGACAGCGUCGUCUUCGCCGUCUGCGCCAACAAGGUCCGGGAAUGCCGGGAAUUCCGGGAAUUCCGGAGGGGUUCCCGGGGUUUGGUCCUUGCUGGAUCCAGAGGGUUGGGAAUUGUGGGAAUUGUGGGAAUUGUGGAGAGGUUCUGGGGUUUGUUCCAGGCUGGGCCCGCACGGCAGCCUGGACAGCGUCGUCUUCGCCGUCUGCGCCAACAAGGUCCGGGAAUGCCGGGAAUUCCGGGAAUUCCGGAGGGGCUCCCGGGGCUUGUUCCUUGCUGGGUCCUCUGGGAUGGGAAUUGUGGGAAUUGUGGAGAGGUUCUGGGGUUUGUUCCAGGCUGGGCCCGCACGGCAGCCUGGACAGCGUCGUCUUCGCCGUCUGCGCCAACAAGGUCCGGGAAUGCCGGGAAUUCCGGGAAUUCUGGGAAUUCCAGAGGGGUUCCCGGGGUUUGUUCCUUGCUGGGUCCUCUGGGAUGGGAAUUGUGGGAAUUGUGGGAAUUGUGGAGAGGUUCUGGGGUUUGUUCCAGGCUGGGCCCGCACGGCAGCCUGGACAGCGUCGUCUUCACCGUCUGUGCCAACAAGGUCCGGGAAUGCCGGGAAUUCCGGGAAUUCCGGAGGGGUUCACGGGGUUUGGUGCUUGCUGGGUCCUCUGGGAUGGGAAUUGUGGGAAUUGUGGGAGUUCUGGAGAGGUUCUGGGGUUUGUUCCAGGCUGGGCCCGCACGGCAGCCUGGACAGCGUCGUCUUCGCCGUCUGCGCCAACAAGGUCCGGGAAUGCCGGGAAUUCCGGGAAUUCCCGAGGGGUUCCCGGGGUUUGUUCCUUGCUGGAUCCAGAGGGUUGGGAAUUGUGGGAAUUGUGGGAAUUCUGGAGAGGUUCUGGGGUUUGUUCCAGGCUGGGCCCGCACGGCAGCCUGGACAGCGUCGUCUUCGCCGUCUGCGCCAACAAGGUGGACGCGGGGAAGCUGCGGGUGGUGGACGAGAGCGAGGGGCGGCUCUGGGCCGAGAGCCGCGGAUUCCUCUACUGGGAGACCUCGGCCCAGAGCGGGGAGGGCAUCCAGGAGAUGUUCCAGAAUUUCUACUCGGCCAUCGUGGAGCUGUGCGAGAGCGGCGGGAAGCGGCCGCCGGCCGGGGCCGGGCUCAGCUUCACGCGGGAGCAGGCGGACGCCAUCCGGCGCAUCCGCGCCAGCAAGGACAGCUGGGACAUGCUGGGGCUCAAACCCGGCGCCUCCAGGGAGGAGGUGACGCGGGCGUACCGGCGCCUGGCCGUGCUGCUGCACCCCGAACCCCAGAAUUCCCUCAAGAAUUCCCAUGGAAACCCCAAAAUCCCUGCCCCAAACCCCCAGAAUUCCCAGGGAAACCUCAAAAUUCCUGCAGGAAAACCUGGAAUUCCCAUGGGAAGACCCUGGAAUUCCUGUGGGAAAAGUUGGAAUUCCAGUGGGAGAAACUUGGAAUUCCCAUGGGAAAAACUUGGAAUUCCUGCAGGAAAAGCUGAAAUUCCAACAGGAGAAGCCGAAAUUCCUCCAGGAAAAAACCCCGGAAUUCCCUCAAGAAUUCCCAUGGAAACCCCAAAAUCCCUGCCCCAAAUCCCCAGAAUUCCCAGGGAAACCUCAAAAUUCCUGCAGGAAAACCUGGAAUUCCCAUGGGAAGACCCUGGAAUUCCUGUGGGAACAGUUGGAAUUCCAGUGGGAGAAACUUGGAAUUCCCAUGGGAAAAACUUGGAAUUCCUGCAGGAAAAGCUGAAAUUCCAACAGGAGAAGCCGAAAUUCCUCCAGGAAAAAACCCCGGAAUUCCCUCAAGAAUUCCCAUGGAAACCCCAAAAUCCCUGCCCCAAACCCCCAGAAUUCCCAUGGAAACCCCCAGAAUUCCCAGAUUUCCCUGGGAAUUCCAUGUUUUCCUGUCCCAGGGAGGAGGUGACGUGGGCGUACCGGCGCACAAUUUUUUUCUGGAAAAAUGCGAAAUUCUUGCCAGAAAACCCCAAAAUUCCCUCAAGAAUUCCCAUGAAACCCCAAAAUCCCUGCCCCAAACCCCCAGAAUUCCCAGAUUUCCCUGGGAAUUCCAUGAUUUCCCCGGUCCCAGGGAGGAGGUGACGCGGGCGUACCGGCGCCUGGCCGUGCUGCUGCACCCCGAACCCCAGAAUUCCCUCAAGAAUUCCCAUGGAAACCCCAAAAUCCGCGCCCCAAACCCCCAGAAUUCCCAGGGAAACCCUCAGAAUUCCUGCAGGAAAAGCCAAAAUUCCUGCAGGAAAACUUGGAAUUCCCAUGGGAAAAACUUGGAAUUCCUGCAAGAAAAGCUGAAAUUCCAACAGGAGAAGCCGAAAUCCAUUCAAGAAAAUCCCAAAAUUCCCUGAAGAAUUCCCAUGGAAACCCCAAAAUCCCUGCCCCGAACCCCCAGAAUUCCCAGGGAAAAGCCGAAAUUCCAACAGGAAAACUUGGAAUUCCCAUGGAAAAACUUGGAAUUCCAGUGGGAAAAGCUGAAAUUCUUGCCAGAAAACUCCAAAAUUCCCUCAAGAAUUCCCAUGGAACCCCGAAAUCCCUGCCCCAAACCCCCAGAAUUCCCGGAUUUCCCUGGGAAUUCCCGAUUUUUCCCCGUUUUUCCCGG